GUCAACAGUUCAUCCGUUUUCUCUCCCACCUGGAGGAUCAUCAGCUCCACACCAGCUCCUUCGAGUCGUCAGCGGUCCCCAUCGCCAAACCACCGACGAAAGACGCACGCACGACGCACGACACAGGACGACCCGGAUGACACGCAGCCAGCUUCCUACACGUCAAUCGUUGUCGCCAACACCUUUCUCGUUCCGUCGUCCUUUUCCCUACCUACGAUUAUAGCAUUAUAGCUCUUCCGAUACCUUCACUCUGUGCUCCGCCGCACUCUUCCCACCCUCCGUCGACCUCAACUUCAGACUCAUCAGACUCAUCAAACCCCCUAUCCGCUCGCUAUCGCGUUUUCAUUCGUUCCUCUUCCCACCGUCCGUCCCUCUCCCACCGUCCCCAGCUGCCGCGAGCUGGCGGCUCUCUCUCCAGCUCCAUUCGAAUGAAUGCCACCCCUAAAUCCCUUCCUCGCCGCCUUCUUCCGGAGCCCCUUACCCGCCCAGUGCUCUCCCGUCCAUCACCAUAUCCUCCUAGUACCCACCACCGAGGUUCUCCUCACCUCGCGCGAGGUUGAGAGCGGCGCCUCCUCGGCUUCGUCGUCGAAUGAUAUCCUACAUUCCGAGGAUUUCCUCGCUAGCCAUGUCCUGAAGGCUCCCGGCACGGCUGUCGCUCCGCCCGGCUCGAAGGAGGCCGUUCCGAACCUCCGCGAGGUGAGAGGCAAGGCGAAGCAAUACACCACCCUUAACGGUCGUAGCCUCGUCAUUAAGGAUGGGCAAGUCUAUACGAACAAAGGCUUCAAGUCCCUCGCACAAGCCCAGCUACUCCACGACGUCCCAUGGUACCCAGACGUUCUCGAACCCCGACAAUGGCUCGUCUACUACAUCUCGCGGCCUCUCGUUGGCACCUGGGAGGAGAUCAAAAUCACCCCGGCCAUUUUGGUCGAGGGUGCCGCGAGGAAACAAGCCCUCGAGCAGAGUCGCACCGCCGGCUCCAACGGGGGGGAGAGCACAACCCUCCCCCGCAAGAAGGACAUCAAAAGCUUCCACGACCUGCUGAACCACUUCCCCGUCAUCGCGCGCCAGAUGCAGCCCGGCCUCGACAAACUGUUUCUCGAGUUCCGGCACGUCUUCGAACGACCGCUUCCGCCUCCCCCCUCUGCCGCCACCAUUCCGGACCCCAUCCCCGACGGGCCCAUCACGAACGCCAUGAAGAGAGCAAGGUCCAGCAGCAUGUCCCUACACCACAACACAAAAACCGAGCAGCAGGCGACCACACCCGUCACGCCUGUUCUGGACCACUUCUACAUGGACAACGACGACGACGACGACGACGACGACGACGUCAUGAGGGCGUCUCUCGAAACCGCCGUCACCACCGCCAUUGAUCUCUUCCAGGGCGUGGACAAGCAGCAGCUGUCCAUGCUCGGCGCCACCACAGACCUGACGGGACCCCUGGUCGAGAGGUUGAUCGAGCGUUACGUCACCGAGAACGUGCAUCACCUCAUCUUCCCCCGGUUGGCGACCUUGAAGAGACGCUACGACCUCGAACUCGAGGCCAAGAUUCGCCAGAUGGAGUUCAUCGACCUAUCUCAGCUCGGCAUCGGCAUAGAAGGCGGCUCGAGGGUCAAGCACGAACUGACCAUUCACCUGGCGCUCGCCGUGGAAGAAUUCAAGAAAAUGGGACAUGCCGCGAGCCCGCAGGAGAUGCUGGAACUCUUGCUUUCCACCACCAAGCUGGUCACUCGGCUGACCGGCGUGCCGGGGGACGGCGAGGGUCAGGGCCAAGGCGAGGGUCAGGGCCAGAAUGAACACCAAAAAGAAGCGCCCUCGGAGAAACCGACAUUGAUGGUCAACGCCGAUACGCUCGUAUCCCUGCUGCUUUUCGUGAUCAUCCGGGCCCAAGUCAGGAACUUGCAAGCACGGUUGGCGUACAUUCGGCACUUCAUCUUCAUCGAUGACGUCGAAAAUGGCGAACUGGGCUACGCCUUGAGCACCUUUGAAGCCGUUCUGACGUAUCUGGCCAUGGACUCGGGAGGCUUGCGAAAAGCAAGCCGGCGGAACAAGGCUCUGUGGGAUGCCGCGCGCAGCGGGAGCCUGGCCGAUCUGCAAAAAAUCAUGGAGCCCAGCGGGGUCUGCGGCGACAGCGACAGCGACAGCGACAGCGACGGCGAUGACGAUGACGACGACAACGACGACGACCAAGAGGAGGAACCGGAAGAGUGCGGACGGCAGCAAGUAGACGCAUCCGACGGAACAGACGCAGCAGACGAGGAGGGCCCUUACCACAACACAAACACAAGAACAUUACCUAGCCACUCCCCCAGUAGGAAAGACUCGGCCAACGACCCGCCGCCGAGGAGGUCCUCCAUCACAUUUGCAUCCACCGAUCGGUUCUCCCUCGGGUCCGGCCUACAUCACGUCUUCCCGUUCCAGGCCGGCCAUGGGACGACGGCAGGGACGACGGCAACGGACGGCGACCUCCACCCCCUCCAGCUGCCCACCAAGAGAGUGAAGAAGGUGGCCAUGGACACGAGGAGCAUGUCCAGCAGUUCGGAAAUCUCGUAUCAUUCGAGGGCCGGCAGCCUGCUGACCAUGGGAAGCGCGCUCGAGGGCGACAUUUCCAUCGAGCGGCUCUCGCAGACGCACGACUCCUUCGGCGAGUCGGUGCUCAUGAUGGCCGUGCAAAACGAGCGCCCGGACGUGCUGCGCUACCUCCUGUCGCUGGAGGCAUACUACCCCUGCCCGGUGGUGCUCAAUGACAUCAACAACGAGGACACCACCCUUCUCAGUGCCGCCGUCCAGCUCGGCCACACCGAACUCAUCGACAUCAUCCUCGGCUUCGUCACCAAGGCGGCCACCACGCCGGACCAGGUAAAGCGGUACCUCGCGCUGCAAGACAUUUGGGGGCGCAGCUGCGCGCACUACAUGUUCCACGCGCCGUACCUGAUCGCCAAGAUUGGCAAGCUCGUUCCCUGGCGGCAAAAGGACAAGAACGGCCAGACGCCGCUCUUCGCGCUCUGCCGGUCGUACGACCACGGGGACUACCUGGAGAUGGUGCAGGCCGGGAUGGAUGCGGCGGCGGAAGCGCAGGGGGACGGGUGGCCGCUGCACGUAGACGACCACGUCGACAACAAGGGGAACACGCUGCUCCACAUCGUCAACGACGCGCUGCUCCUCACGAGGAUCCUGCAGGAGUGCGACGUGGACGUGAACGCGACCAACGAGAAGAAGUUCACGCCGCUCAUGGUGGCGAGCAAGUACGGGCGGCUGGACAUGGUGCGGACGCUGUACGUGGACCCGCGGGUGGACACGGCGGCCAAGGAGCUGCGCGGGCUGACGGCGGUGGAGCUGGCCAAGGACGACGAGGUGCGGAACCUGAUCGACGGCCUCGCGCUGUUCAACCUGCCGCCGGCGGGCGCGGGCGCGGGCGCGGCGGACGCGCGCCGCAUCUCCGGCGUGGUCCGGGCGUAUUUCGUCGAGGACGCCACGGUCCGGCUCGUGCUCAAGUCGGCGGUGCCGGUGGCGGUGCCGGCGGAGGUGGUGGACGCGGCGGUGACGAGCUACACGGUGACGACGACGCGGCGGUCGCUGUCGGACUUUGAGCACCUGAGCCGCCUGCUGGCGAUGGAGAACCCGGCGUCGUGGAUCCCGGCGGUGGGCGGGCCGCGGUCGCCGUUCCAGGUGCCCUCGAAGCCGUCGCGGACGGUGCUGCGGGACAUACAGAUCCGGGCGGACUGGUUCCUGCGGAUCCUGCUGGCGCACUCGACCUUCUCGACGCACGAGAUGCUGUGGGAGUUUUUGCUCGUGCCGGACAUCCAGCUGGACAUGAUGGACCAGCGGAGCCGGCUCAAGGCGGAGGCGCGGGCGGAGAAGGUGCGGGAGGAGAUGGAGCCGCUGGAGGAUGUGCGCGAGGUGGAGCAGUUUGCCAACCACGCGCGGGAGAUGAUACGGAGCGUCAAUUACGCGACUAAGAGUGUGGCUAAGAGGGCGAAUGCCGCGAGUGUGGCCGCAGCUGAUCUCCACGACGCAGCAGCGCUUCUCCACCGCGCCGCGGCAACGCUCGACUUCCUCCCCCGGCGGCACAUCACGGCCUUGGAAGGCUACGUACGCACGCUGGCGCCGCCGCAGCUGGGCCCCUGGGCGGCGCUCCACAGCUCGCUACUCGCAUCCCAGUCGACGAUCCAGGCGCUCCUCUCGGCGCUGGCGCGGCCGGCAUCGCUCACGUCGCAGAUGGCGACGACGCGCAAGGCGAUGGAGCGGAACCACAGCUCGCUGCACCGGUCGACGCGGUGGCCGCUGGGCCUGCUGGACGACACGCGGCAGCGGUUGCAGGAGGAGAGGGAGGAGAAGGCGCGGCAGGCGCAGGGGCAGCUGGACGACCUCGGGCGGGAGCUGCGGUACACGCAGCAGGUGGUGGCGGCGGAGCUGGCGGGGUUUCACGAGCUGCAUCGGAGUAUGGGGCGGAGGGCGAUUCGGGACUUUGCGAGGGGGGUGGUGGUCCAGGAACGCAUGCGGCUGGAUGGGAUGGUGAGGUUGUUGCGGAAGUUGAGGGAGGCGGGGCCGCGGGUUCGAGAAGAGAAGCUCGCUGGUGGUGUGGAGGCGAGGGUAGCAGAGAAAAGCAGCCUGGCUACAACCAUGGCUGCGGAUUCCGAGACACCUUCGGGUAAUGGCACAGAAGGAGAGAGGGCAGGGUCGGCAUAGCAUAGUUAGAGUAGAUGGAGGGGGGAGUGUAUAGAUAGGGCAGGGUGGUGAGUGUCUUAACAGCAACACGACACACAACAGACGAGACCAUAAUUAGUGGAUGGAAGGGAACCCGGUGUUCUUUUCUCUUGGUAUACCCCGGCCGCGGCCAGCGUAAAGCAGCGUUAAGCAGAAAGACGACCGAGUACGACUAAACCUAUAGAAAUAAUGUCUUGUCGAAUCCCUGCCGUCGCAAUCAUCAUGUCUGUUCAGGGGGAGGUUGCAAGACCCGUCGCCAUGGCGCAUCUAAGAAUACACUGACGCUUCACUAUCCCGGGAUCCUAGAGGGGACCUUUCCAGAGUGGCCGAACCUUCUGCUCUCUCGAGUUGGACGUUGCUAGAACUAUAACCUAUGACCCC
Molecule: messenger RNA, 5085 nt
Organism: Sodiomyces alkalinus F11
Lineage: Eukaryota; Fungi; Ascomycota; Sordariomycetes; Glomerellales; Plectosphaerellaceae
Exons: 3
Coding region: 433-4686 (1417 amino acids)
Biological process (GO): early endosome to late endosome transport
Cellular component (GO): early endosome; tubular endosome; transport vesicle
Molecular function (GO): guanyl-nucleotide exchange factor activity; phosphatidylinositol binding; SNARE binding
Source: RefSeq, a predicted model, not a curated record